This is a messenger RNA of Saccostrea echinata, 1182 nucleotides long. Its product is annotated as cholecystokinin receptor type A-like. Lineage: Eukaryota; Metazoa; Mollusca; Bivalvia; Ostreida; Ostreidae. The coding region runs from base 1 to 1182 and encodes 393 amino acids. Gene Ontology annotation, molecular function: G protein-coupled peptide receptor activity. The transcript has a single exon. Gene Ontology annotation, biological process: neuropeptide signaling pathway. The record is from RefSeq and is a predicted model, not a curated record. Gene Ontology annotation, cellular component: membrane.
AUGGAAAAUUAUACAAACCAAUCUUUGGAUGAAUUAAGGGUGUGGAAUAGUGCACUAGCUACAAUUUUAAUUCCCAAUAAUGUUAUUCUGUCUCUGUAUAUGAUUGCAGGCUUUUUGGGGAAUUCCACUGUGAUUUUUAUAUAUGGACUGAAAAUAAAGGGUAACAAAGAAGAAAGAUAUUUCAUUCCAUUUCUGGCCACUGCUGAUCUGUGUGCCUCACUCGUUUGUGCUUCAUUCGGAAUCGCUCAAAAUAUGAUGCAGGCGACAUUUGAUAACGAACCUUUGUGUAAAACUUGGUGGUUUUUUGCAGGCUCUACCACUUUGAUAUCAGUAUUCCUCCUUAUAAUCAUUGCUGUUCACAGAUAUCUAAAGGUCUGCAAACCUCUUGGAAAACAAAUGACACUAAAGUGGAAACGGCUUGCGUUGGUUUUAUGUUUGGCAGUAGCAUUUCCUUUAGCUGGGCCUAUGACGUAUUUUUAUGGAUCAGAAUCUUUCGUAAAAGAUGACGAAAUGAGGAUCUACGGACGCCGAUGUGGGAGACUGAGUACUACCAACAAGACAGGGUCUUUAUUGUAUGGAGGUGUUCUAGUUCUUACUGCAAUUACAAUUAUUGUAGUGCUAACUUGUUUAUAUUCUAAAAUAGGAUUUACCAUAGUUAAACGCUUUAAGUAUAAGAAAGCAGUUGGCAACAACAGUACAACUGAGCAACCUCGAAGUAGAUUUUCCAGUGGCGAUGCUAUUGCUGAAUCUGAACAGGAUAUUCAUUCUGUUGAGACGGAUAGUACCGUAUUAUCAUCUUCACAUCUCCCUCAAGCUUCCAUUCCAACUAAGGGGAAAGUCAUACCAACUAAUACCAACCAGAGAUUAAAACAUCUUCCACUUUCAUCGAGUACAAAGCGUAGAAGAAAUCGGAGAACUGUUCAUAGAUUUACAUUAAUGUUCAUGCUGAUUACGGUCAUAUUUCUUAUUUGUUAUAUCCCUAAAGUUAUUAUCAUGCUUCUAGAGGCGAAUAAUACAAAAUUUUGGGAGGGAUUUUCCGAAGCCGGCAGAUCUGCAGUGUCGUUUGUUUACAGGAUUUACAUAUUAAACAAUGUCACAAAUCCAUUUAUAUAUGCCUUUUUAGACAAAAAAUUUUCAGAGCAAAUUAAGAAACUGUUUAAACUGCGUAAGAGCCCACCCUAA